GACCAAGAAGAAGAGGAGAUUUUGCGGAUGAGCGAGAAGGGGUUCGUAAUGUUUUGUGGCGGGAAGGGGGAAUGGUGGAAGGUUUUUUAUCAGGGGAUGAUGGGAUCGCUUCAUGGAGAAGGCGGGGGAAGAAUGGGUACAACGCAGCCAUUGCAAGAUCAAGGGGAUUAGGGGGCGUGACAUGGACGAGGACGCCUGUGGUGGGGAAGACCAUCACCGUCACCACGCACCGAGGCAUCUUCUCGAUCUUAUCAUCCGGACAACGAACCCGCCCAUUGCCCGGCAGGAGCGCCCACGCACAAGCGCAAUGCUAUCCAAAUCAACUAUGCCUCUCCAACGCGGAUCCUCGUAUACCUCGCACCGGCCCCACGGACCCUUAUUGAAUCAUCUGCUGCCCUCAAACUAAAGGCCUUCAAUGAAACACACGCCUCUGAUACGGCCCCGUUUACCAUCUCCGUAGGACUAACACCACUGCCCAGGCUCCCGCUGCCAAUCUACAAACGCUUACACCAGGACCGCCACAGCCCAGCGAUAGCGCCUACGAGCCUUCCAUCGCCUUCCCUGCGCUGUCUAACUCUACCCAACCAGGUUCUUCCGCCGCUUCAGCCGAUGUAGUGGCGGAAUGCUAUAUCACAAGCACGAGUGGUUGCUUGCAGAGGCCUGUAGGGUCAUGUUUGAGGACUGGUAUCAGGAUGGGGAGACGGCGAGGGGGAUGACGUCUGUGAGGUACGCGAUGUGGGGAGGGAAGAUUGUUUAGGGUGCGGAGUAAGAGGAGCUGGGUGUGGGUUGAUUGUACAGCAUGGCACGUUCUGGAGUAUCGCAAGUUAUGUCGCU
Paraphaeosphaeria sporulosa is the source of this 834-nucleotide messenger RNA. RefSeq lists its product as uncharacterized. The coding region runs from base 113 to 406 and encodes 97 amino acids. NCBI's taxonomy places the organism in Eukaryota, Fungi, Ascomycota, Dothideomycetes, Pleosporales, Didymosphaeriaceae. The record is from RefSeq and is a predicted model, not a curated record. The transcript has a single exon.